AUGGCUUUCCUGUUCAAAUCGAAGAAACAUCCAGACAAGUCGCAAUCUGCCAGCCGCGACGCAGGUUCUGGCUCCCAAGGGUCGAUUCAAAGCAUCACCGCCCGCGCCGCUGAAAAGGGCUCUUUACAGCAUCGUGCAACCCCUACCGGAAGCGUGAACUCAAUAGAAAAUGAAGUCACGGCCGGAAGCCCUGAUCAGGGACCUGGGCCUGCACAAAACCAUGGCCAUGGGCGCCGUGGUGGAAGUGCUGAUCAGUCAACUCAACAACCCAGCGACCCAUCUUUACGAAAUGGGCCUCCCAUGAAUGGGCCUAAUGCAUCGCUAUACCCCUGGUCACAACGUCGAUUAACAUAUACUUCCACCCAUCCUCCACCAUUCCCACGAUACGGGGCCGCUGUUAAUUCUGUGUCAUCGAAGGAGGGAGAUGUGUACUUGAUGGGCGGUUUAAUUAACGGCUCUACUGUCAAAGGUGACCUAUGGAUGAUUGAGGCAGGAGGUAACAUGGCCUGCUAUCCCUUGGCGACAACUGCUGAAGGUCCCGGCCCAAGAGUCGGCCACUCGAGUUUGCUUGUUGGCAAUGCUUUCAUUGUGUAUGGUGGAGAUACCAAGAUCGACGAGUCUGAUGUUCUUGACGAGACGCUCUAUCUUCUUAAUACUUCAACGAGACAAUGGUCUCGUGCUCUGCCGUCCGGACCACGACCUUCGGGUCGUUAUGGCCAUUCCCUCAAUAUACUCGGUUCUAAAAUCUACGUUUUUGGAGGUCAGGUUGAGGGGCUGUUUAUGAACGAUCUUUCGGCAUUUGAUCUCAACCAACUCCAGAUGCCAAACAAUCGUUGGGAAAUUCUAGUCCAUGGCGAGACAAGCCCCAAGAUGCCGGCAGCUCGUACGAAUCAUACAAUGAUAACCUUCAAUGACAAGAUGUAUCUCUUCGGUGGUACGAAUGGUUUCAAGUGGUUCAACGACGUUUGGUGCUACGAUCCAGCGACCAACAAAUGGUCUCAAUUCGACUGCAUUGGCUAUAUCCCAGCCCCGCGAGAAGGACAUGCCGCCGCUCUUGUAGACGAUGUCAUGUACGUCUUUGGAGGAAGGACCGAGGAAGGGACAGAUCUUGGCGACCUUGCGGCUUUCAAAAUUUCAUCGAGACGAUGGUACACGUUUCAAAACAUGGGGCCUUCUCCUUCCUCGCGCUCUGGCCACAGCAUGACGACGGUUGGUAAAUCGAUCGUGGUUCUUGGUGGAGAGCCAAGUUCAGCAACCGCAUCCGUCAGCGAUCUAGGACUACUCUAUGUUCUGGACACCUCAAAGAUUCGAUACCCGAACGAUGCGCCACAGACUUCGCAGCCUCCGCGAGUGCAAGGCUCACGUAGACCGAGUGCUAGUGAGGGUAAUCGUCCGUACCCUGCACGAGACGGAUCAAACGGCCCAUCGGAUUCGAGAAAGAUGAUUGUGGGAGCGCCAUCUGCUCCACCCAACGGUCAUCGAUCACCACCUAAUAGCGUGGAGGUUGAAGGUUCGCAGCCCGCUGUUGCAAACGCAAAGCUUCCGAGAGCCUCAGCGAUGCCUCCGUCGGGUCCCCCUCCUCAAGGCCCGAUGCCUGCUAGGCCUACCGUGGAUGUUUCUGCAGUGGCGCGAGUUAGGGGGCAAUCGGCAGAACGUGGUGGCGCUUCCGGUUCGCCAAGAACGAUGCACUCUGGCUCACCGAUCACACGAGAAGUAAUCAGCGAGGUUGAUAGCCCUGCAUCCAACGGCCAACGAACACCCGUCCAACAACCACCACGUGUUGCUUCACGGCAGGAUCAAGUGAGUGGAGAUGCGUCCAAGGUCAAACAAGUCCCGCAAGGUCGACCUCAAGGCCCGGCCGAUGGUACGUCAGAUGCCUCGAUCAAACCAACAAUCGCGCCUCGGCCAGCUUCGCCACCAGUCCCUAUAAGGCAACCCAGCAAUAACAUCAAUAGACGGUCAUCAGGAAGGAACUCGCAAACAGUCGUUCUUCUGAAGGAGCUGGACUCUGCCCGAAACCGAAAUGCUUGGUAUGCUUCUGAAUUGGAGCUGGCACGGAAGGCUGGCUACGUCCCCAACACUUCGUAUAGUCCUUUGCUUGACAACAAGGCCACUGAGACUUUCGACGAUGAGGAUCGACCACUCAUAGAGGCUUUGUUAGCAAUGAGAUCCGAGCUUGCCAAUGUCCAGACCGCAGUUGACAAGCAAGCCGUUGUCGCUGCCAAGCAGAUUGCCGAGGCAGAGAAGCAACGUGAUGCCGCCAUCCAAGAAGCCAUCUAUUCCAAGGCCAAACUCGCGGCGCACCUGGGUGGGAGCUCGGCAAGUACCCCGCAGCUCGAUGGUCCCAAGGAUGACUCUGAGCUUAGGUCGAGUGAGCUGAGUAGGAAGCUUGCUUCUGCGCUGCAUGUUCAAAAAGACCUUCAAUCACGACUCGAUUCCGCUAGGAGCGAGCUCGACUCGGAGAGGAAGGCUCGCCUGUUGGCAGAUGACACCUCGAAUGCUGCCCAGAAACGCAUGGCAGAACUCGAAAGCUACAAACAGCAAACGUCGACAGAGGUUGAGAGACUCAAGGCCGAACUGCAUCUUGCCCAACAUGAAGCGCGAGAACAUUCAGUAGCUCGCGCCGAGGUUGCCGCUACUGUCGAACUACUCCGUAUCGAGAAGAACGACAUGGAGCAGAAAUACCAUGAAGCUAUUGGGAACUCGAAAGACCAUAGCGACACUUUCGACUCUCUUCGGGCUGCUAUCGUAGCCUCUGAGGAUUCUACAGCCCUUCUAGAAAACAAGCUUGCAGAAGAACGGAAUCAGCGCGAGAAGAUCGAGACGCAGCUCAACAAGCUUAAGUUUGAGCAUGAAGCUCGCACUGCCGAGCUCGUAGCUACCACCCAACGUCUUCGCGAUGCUGAGCAACUUUCGGAGAAGCACGCAGCAGAAGUUCGAACAACCCGGCAGGCAGUUCUCGCAGGUCUUGAUAAGAUCUCGGCUCGAGAUGUUUCUGGCCCGAGCAAAGCGGAUAGCGAACGAAUUGCGGCUCUGCAGGCCCAACUCGCUACCUCAAACGAACUGGUCAAGAAAUACCAGCAGGAAGUUGAGGCGGCAGCCGAUAAGCUACGUGGCGCAGAAGAGCGUAUUGCGGGGCUCGAACAAUACCAGGAACAGUCAAGUCGCGAAGGUGUCACAAUCAGAAGACAAUUACAAUCUGCUUUACGUGAUACGCAAAGCUUACAGGCAGCCAAUACCGAUCUCAAGAACCAACUAGCUGCUCAGCAACUCGAAACUAAUGCCAUGACCGUGCAGCACAAUGCGCUCAAGGACAUUUUGAGCGAACGAGGCAUAAGCCCUACCGCCUCUAUUCGCACUCGUGGUAUUACAAACCCGCGGAUCAACUCACCGGCCAACUCACCUGACUUGAAUCGCGUUCGUGACCUUGAAUCUCAGCUCGCCAGUUCAUCUGCCGCCCAUGAAGAAACAAAGCAAGCGUUUGCCAUUCAAGUCCAAGAGUCUGAGGCGGCUUGGCGCGAGAAACUAUCGCAGCUGGAGAGUGACUAUCAGUCCGCCGUGCAUUAUGUCAAGGGCACCGAGAAGAUGCUUAAGCAACUCAAAGACCAAUUGUCUCGGUAUAAGACGGAAAAUGCCCGCUUGAAGACAGAGAUAGAAGAUCUCGAGGACAACGCUCAAGCCGGAACAUCCUCGACUUCUACCAACUGGGAGGGCGAGAAAGCAGAACUCCAAGCGCGAAUCCAAAGUCUCGAGAUAGAGCUUGAAGAGUCCGCAGCCCAAAUGGAGCAAAGACUUGCCGGCCUUCAAACAGAGCUACAGGAGACCAAUCAGCAUCAUGAAGCGGCCACACAAAGGUUGAACAGCCAUCGAAAGGAUCUAGAGCAGCUGCAAUCUGAGAAUGCUCUCCUUGAGCAGCGUGCAAACGAUGCUGAGCAAAAGGUGGCCCUCCUGCUGGACCAGGUUGAGCAUUCUGUCGAUAAUUACCGUCGGCGUAGCCGGCAAGUGCCCAGUGUGAAUUCUGAAGUGGCUGUCGGUGCCAAUGGCCUGGGCUUAGGGCAUUCGAGACAGGAGAGCUCCGAAGGCGAGAGUGUCUAUGGAAGUACAAACGGAAACGGGAAUGGAAAUGGAAACGGAAACGGAAACGGGGGUCUGGAAGCUAGAAACAGCGCAGCCCUGGACAGCCUUGCCAACGAGCUUGAAACCCUUCGGAGCCAGUGGGAGGCAACCAACAAGAACUAUCGAUUGAGCACCAACUUUGACUUCGAUGGAUCCUCUGGCGCCAAGAAGGAAAGCGAUACUGCUGUUGGCGUCGGCCUCAGCGAGAGUCUGGCGGAUUGGCGCAAGAGACUUGACACGGAGGAAAACCACAAUGACGGGGACAAGCCUCGACACACCUAA
This is a messenger RNA of Fusarium venenatum, 4398 nucleotides long. Lineage: Eukaryota; Fungi; Ascomycota; Sordariomycetes; Hypocreales; Nectriaceae. The record is from RefSeq and is a predicted model, not a curated record.